Messenger RNA from Rotaria socialis, 684 nucleotides. The record is from the annotation of a GenBank genome assembly. NCBI's taxonomy places the organism in Eukaryota, Metazoa, Rotifera, Eurotatoria, Philodinida, Philodinidae.
AUGGGUAUUGUAUACUUCGGCAUUGGUAAUGUACAAUACGAUGAGAAGAACUACCAGAGUGCGCUCUUAUCUUUCCAACAGACACUCGUAUCUCACCAAAAUUCGCCUUCUCCUGAUUAUACUUUUCUAAUCGCUAUCUAUAGAAGCAUCGCUGUGUCGUAUGAAGCCAUGGGAAAUUAUUUAAACGCACUCUCAUUCUAUAAAAGUAUUCUGGAGCUCAAACAAACAGUUAGUGCUCCUGAUACUCCUGAAUUGAUUUCCAUUUAUGUCGGUAUUGGUACCUUGUAUAACAAAAUGGAAGAAUACUCGAAUGCUCUCUCGUUCUAUCACAAGGCUCUUGAAAUUAAGGCAAAAUAUCCCAAUUACGAUGAACUAGACGUACCUUUCAUUUCCAAUAUCAUCGGUUCCACAUAUUGUAAGAUGAAUGACUAUCAGAAUGCACUUUUAUUCUACCAAAAAACAGUUGAAAUCGAACAAAACUGCCUUCAUCCAUCUCAUAUUGACUUGGCUACAGCCUACAACAAUAUCGGAACAAUGCACAGUUUCAUUGGUAACUACUCAAGCGCCAUACAAUUUUAUCAAAAGGUAUUGGAAGUUCAACAAAACUCACUUCCCCCCGAUCAUCCUGAUCUUACUAAUACUCGUAACAAAAUUAUCGCAGUGCGCGAACAGAUGGAAAACUAA